AAUGGGUACAGCAUGUUCCUCUGAUAAAUUUAAGAUUUCCCCAACUGCAUCUACUUGUGAACUGUUAAAUUGUGAACACCCUCUCAUUUUAGUGGCUCAUCAAUGCAAUUAAAACAUUGAUCUUAUAGGAGAAUUAGAAGCUGCACCAAUUAUUGUAUAAUAAUAUGGCAAGAAACUUAAAGAUUCUAGUUAAGUACUUAAACCUACUUUGGAAAGGUUAGAAAAUGAAGAGGAGAAUUUCCUUAAGGUUUGGAAUUUGAUUGUUUCAAUAUUAAAAAAUGUUUCUUCUCUUAUAAAGAAAGCUUUGUAAGAACCUUAGUUUAUUGAAUAUUUACCUAUUAUCUCUUAUAAUCUUUAGGAAUAGUAAAAUGAUUUGGAGAUGCUGAUAAACCAGAAGAAAGGUCAAUAGCAGAUCAAGAGAGCUUAAUCUCAUAUUAUAUAGACCAAAGUCAUUAGAAUUAACAAGAGACAUCAAACCGAUAAGAUUUGA
Molecule: messenger RNA, 490 nt
Organism: Paramecium octaurelia
Lineage: Eukaryota; Ciliophora; Oligohymenophorea; Peniculida; Parameciidae
Source: the annotation of a GenBank genome assembly